Trichechus manatus latirostris (Florida manatee) is the source of this 4436-nucleotide messenger RNA. It is a transcript of the gene DBR1, whose product is annotated as debranching RNA lariats 1. Gene Ontology annotation, molecular function: RNA lariat debranching enzyme activity. Gene Ontology annotation, biological process: mRNA splicing, via spliceosome. The record is from RefSeq and is a predicted model, not a curated record. NCBI's taxonomy places the organism in Eukaryota, Metazoa, Chordata, Mammalia, Sirenia, Trichechidae. The coding region runs from base 151 to 1779 and encodes 542 amino acids. The transcript has 8 exons. Gene Ontology annotation, cellular component: nucleus.
UGAGUUAAAUUCCAGGAGUCUGAACGCAGCGGGGUCUCGGUUGAUGCUGGCGGUUGCUGUGCAAGUUGUUUUCAAGAUUUCCUCGUCUAGGGCCUGGCCUGGCUCUGUCUACGUCGUUACUGGCGGCACUUCCCACCUCGGGCCGGUAGGAUGCGGGUGGCUGUGGCCGGCUGCUGCCACGGCGAGCUGGACAAGAUCUAUGAGACGCUGGCGCUGGCGGAGCGGCGCGGCCCGGGGCCGGUGGACCUGCUGCUGUGCUGCGGCGACUUCCAGGCGGUGCGCAACGAGGCCGACCUGCGCUGCAUGGCCGUACCGCCCAAGUAUCGCCACAUGCAGACCUUCUACAGGUAUUAUUCUGGAGAGAAAAAGGCCCCAGUUCUCACAAUCUUCAUUGGGGGAAACCAUGAAGCCUCAAAUCAUUUGCAGGAGUUACCGUAUGGUGGCUGGGUGGCACCAAACAUUUAUUAUUUAGGUUUGGCUGGUGUGGUAAAAUACCGAGGUUUAAGGAUCGGUGGGAUCUCUGGUAUCUUUAAAUCUCAUGACUAUCGAAAAGGUCAUUUUGAGUGCCCACCUUAUAAUUCAUCCACAAUAAGAAGUAUAUAUCAUGUGAGAAAUAUUGAAGUUUAUAAAUUGAAACAGUUGAAGCAGCCUAUGGAUGUAUUCUUAUCUCAUGAUUGGCCAAGAAGUAUAUAUCAUUACGGAAAUAAGAAGCAACUUCUUAAGGCUAAGUCUUUUUUCCGACAAGAAGUGGAAAAUAACACAUUAGGAAGUCCUGCUGCCUCGGAGCUCUUAGAGCACCUAAAACCUACUUACUGGUUUUCUGCACACCUUCAUGUGAAGUUUGCAGCCUUGAUGCAGCACCAGGCUAAAGAUAAAGGACAGCCAGCCAAAGCAACCAGAUUUUUAGCAUUGGACAAAUGCUUACCGCAUAGAGACUUUCUUCAGGUAAUAGAAAUAGAACAUGACCCCAGUGCUCCUGAUUACUUGGAGUAUGAUAUUGAAUGGCUCACCAUUCUCAGGGCUACUAAUGAUCUUAUUAAUGUGACUGGGCGCCUAUGGAAUAUGCCUGAAAAUAACGGCCUGUAUACAAGGUGGGACUAUAGUGCAACAGAAGAAGCUAUGAAAGGAGUAUUGGAAAAAUUGAAUCAUGACCUCAAAGUUCCAUGUAACUUUAGUGUAACAGCUGCUUGCUAUGACCCUAGCAAGCCACAGAACCAAAUGCAGCUGCUUCAUAGGAUCAGUCCUCAGACUACUGAAUUUUGUGCUCAACUUGGCAUCACAGACAUUAAUGUCAGGCUUCAGAAGGCCAAGGAAGAACCUUACUUGUGUAAUGAAAAUGAAGAGCAGGAUGACGUGGAGAGUAAUGACUCAGGAGAACUUAGUGAAUAUAACACAGACACCUCUGCCCUGUCCUCUGUUAACCCAGAUGAAAUAGUGUUAGAUGAAGAAGAGGAAGAUGCAGACAGCAUGCUAAGUGCACACAGUGACACGAAUACCUCAUCUGUAGGACCUUCUGAUCAAGCAUCUGACUUUUCUGCAAGCUUCUCUGAUGUCAGGAUCUUGCCAGGUUCCAUGAUUGUAUCUCCUGAUGAUACAUUGGGCUCCCCAAUUGCUACAGAGGGGAAAGCUGGUGAUACUAUGGAGUCCAGGGAUGGGAAGGACUUAAUUGAAGCGCCAUUGAAGAGGCUGAGUGAUGAACAUGAACCUGAACAAAGAAAGAAAAUUAAGAGGAGGAAUCAAGCCAUCUAUACUGCAGUAGAUGAUGAUGAUGUAGCAUAAGACAGUUUACUUAUCUUAAUAUAUGUAGAUACUUGAUUCUCAAGUCAUUUUUUUUUUAGAGUUGAAUUUUUGACUCAAUUUAAUUUUGUAGUAACAAAGCUACCAUUGGGUAAUUUUAAUGCGGUAUUAACUUUGUCUUUAGGCUUUAUAUGUUUCAGAUACAAAUGUAUUAAAAUUUCAUAUAUUUACUUGAUUACUUUUUUCCCAAGGCAUAUGUUACGCACUUUUAUUUUUUCAGCAAACACCCACUGAGCACCUACUUUGUGCCAGGCAUUCUUCUAUAAGAUUGGGAAUAUAAAGAUAAGUAAGACAGGGUUUUUGCCUUCAAGGGGUUAUUACCAAUGUAAAUAUUUUGGUGUAUAAAAUAUGUAUUUCUGUUUUUUACCAAGUCAUAUUGUAUAUACCAUUAUGUAUGCUUUCUCUUCAUUUAUUAUAAAUAUUUUCCCUGGUCAGCUCUUAGUGUCUGUCAAAUACAAAUUGAAAUUGAAGAUGAUAAAUAGAAUUUUAGAAAGUAAGUUACUUAUAAAUACUAAACAUUGGUAAACGUAAAAUCUUACACUUUAUUGCUGAGAUUAAUGUAACCCUGUUAACUUUUCCAUAUUAUAUUUUAGCUUCAGUGGUAAUUUUAAUGUGACUAUAGCCCUGGUGGCAUAGUGGUCAAGAGCUACAGCUGCUAACCAAAAAGUUGGCAGUUUGAGUCCACCAGCCGCUCCUUGGAAACUCUAUAGGGCAGUUCUACUCUGUCCUAUAGGGUCAUUGUGAGUCAGAAUUGACUUGACGGGCACGGGUUUUAUCAUACUGUGUAAGGAGCCUUGGCCAUACAAUGGUUAAAGUGCUCGGCUACUAACUGGAAAGGUAAGCAGUUCGAAUCCAUUUAGUCACUCUGGGAGAGAAAAAUGUGGCAGUUUGCUUCUGUAAAGAUUACCGCCUUGGAAACCCUAUGGGGCAGUUCCACUCUGUCCCGUAGGGUCGCUUUGAGUCAGAAUCGACUCAACAGCAAUGAGGUAUAAUACUUAGUACAGGUGGUUUUGGCACAGUUCAGUUAGUAUUAAUUAUUGGCAGGGAUUGAGUUGCACAAAUGCUGCCAUUCAUGCUGCAUGGUUCGUCUCUAGUAUUAAAGUAUUUUUAAAGACCUGUGUGGAAAAACUAUACCCUUAUCCUGCCUCUGGUUAAAAUGCCCUACACUUUGGAGCAGGAGUCAUGGAAUCCAGAGAUUGUUCCAGGACCUCAUCAUCUCACUGCAGUCCAAACCCAGGAGCAAAUUCAUGUAGCAGCUGGCUUGUCAGUGCGUGACUUGGAAAAGGCAUAGGACUUUUAUUGUUAUUUCCUUUUUCUUUUUGUUUACUUUCUUUUAUAAAUAGAAUAUCUAAUUCACAUAUUUUGAUUCUCAUUAGUUAUUAAAAGAAAGCAUUUAAAGCUAUGAAUUUCCUCCUAAUCACUGACUUAAUUGUAUUCCAUAAGUUCUGAUAUUGCUUUUUUUUCCCAGAAAGUUUUAAUAACGAUAAAAGCAAAAAGUAGAUAAAAAACAAAUGUUAGAGUUAAUGGUGGUCUCAAAACACAGACAAUCCACUAGCUUACCUAAUCAAAACUUUAGAAAGCACAAGGACAAAAAAUAAAAGGGAGAAAUAACCACCGAAACAGGAUAGUCAAACCAAUAAACAUAAGAUUACUGCGCAUAACUUGGUACAAAUAAAUUUGAAGCUGAAAUGGAUAAUUAAUUUCUUAGGAAAAUAGAAUUUACUGAAAUUCACCCUAGGAGAGAUGGAAAGUUUAAACAAAUCCUCAUAGAAGAAAUAGAGAAAAUUAUCAAAGAAUUACUCCACAAAAAGCACCUGAUCCACAUGGAUUCAGGAGAAACUAGCAAACUUUUUAAAGACCAGCUAAUCCCUAAUGCUAUGUAAACUGUUCAAACUAGAGAAAAUGAAAGUUUACACAUUCUUUUUAUGAAGCAAGUGUAUCAUUGAUGCCCAAAUCUGAUAAAGAUUCCAUGAUAAAGGAAACUAGGAAUUAACCUCACUUAAGAACCUUGGUGCAAAUGUCGUAAAUGAAAUACCGAUCAAUUUUGGGGAAAAGUUUCUAAAAAUGACAUCUCCCAGCCCAGAAAAACUCUCCACAAAUAUAGAAGAGAAAGCAACAUUUUAUUAUUGAAUAAACAUUAAACCAGAAUGUGAUGCAUCAUAAGCAAUCUGCAAGAGAGAUUGCAAAGACAGAAGUCUUAAUCCUUUAUAUAGCUGAGUGAAUACAACUUAAUAACAUUCAUGUUUAAGAUAAAAUUGCUAAUUUUCCAGUAUUUUGAUGUCAGGAUACCUGAAGUUAUGCUAAUUGCCAUUCAGGAAACUGGGAGGUAGGGGUGUGACCUUCCUUGAUUACAUUUCAGAAGAGAUGGCUUCCAGGUCCUUGAGGAAACAUACUUUUCAGAAAGACAAUUGUGUUACUAUAAGAUAGUAACAUUACAACUUUUUACUUAUUUCUAUUGCUAUUUUUACUUUUCUCUGGGCAACUUGUGGUCGCCUAAAUACCCAACAAGUUUAUGCUAAAUUGCAAAGCAAUUGUCAGAAUUAAACAAGAAGAUGAAUCAAAAAUUUCAGUACAAUUUUUGCUUUGGGGAAUAACCUUUAAAUAUUAUACCAAUAGUCAAUGCUUAAACCAAAUUCUUG